Molecule: messenger RNA, 2101 nt
Organism: Brassica rapa (field mustard)
Lineage: Eukaryota; Viridiplantae; Streptophyta; Magnoliopsida; Brassicales; Brassicaceae
Product: cinnamoyl-CoA reductase 2
Molecular function (GO): oxidoreductase activity, acting on the CH-OH group of donors, NAD or NADP as acceptor
Source: RefSeq, a predicted model, not a curated record
AACAAAAGAUAUAUAUAGUAAAUGUUUUUCACGUAGUACAUCAAAUUAAUUGGUUAAUUAGUUGAAAAAUACGGACUUAUGCUCAGGGGAACUUUCGUAUUAGUAAACAGGUUGGGCCCCCCUGGCUUUUAAGUUACAUUAAUUCAUGUACAAUAUUGUCAAUGUCAAUAUUCUCAACCUCUCACCACCCCUUGUUUUUUUUUUAAUUAGGGUAUAUAAGAUUUAUAAGUUUAAGCCAAGAUAAUGGAUAAUACACCAAGAAGAAACAAACUACAAAAGACAAGGCAUAACUCCUAGAUUUGUAUAUAGAUUUUAAAGAACGUACGUACAAUAUACUAACUUAUUAUUAUCAAGGUCUUCAGACUUCUAGAACUCCAUAUACAUGGAUUAUUAACUUAAGGGAAUGCUGCCAUUGCCAAAGAAAAAAAAAACUUAAUAGUUGGAGUAAUUGGCAAUUUUCUUCUGUUGUUUUAAAAUAUAUUUUGACAAAUUUUCUUUUGUUGUUUUCAAAUAUAUUUGGCAAUUUCCUGAAAUUUAAAAGCCAACCAAAUAAGGCUUUCCACUUGGCAAGUAAAAGACAGAUUCACAACACCUUUGGUUGACGAUUUUGUUUGACCUUUUAUGGGAAUGCAUUUACACUUAUCACCUACAACUUUGAAACUAUUCCACUUAUUCUCUAGUGUCCUUAAAAUAAAUCAAAUCAAAUAUGAUUCCCGAUAGUUCCUUCUUCAUUCACCAACUCUUUACCUUGGUUAGGUGAAAUAAAGCCAAGUUGUAACUUAUGAAACGGUGACUUCUUUUGAUGUCUCUAUAAAUACAAACCAGAACGCUUCCUCCAAACGACACAUCAUAACUUAUAACAUUUCUCUCUCUCUCUCUUAAACCUUCUUACCCAACAGAAAAAAAUGCCUGCCGACGGGAAACUUGUUUGCGUCACUGGAGCCGGUGGCUACAUUGCUUCUUGGAUCGUUAAGUUACUCUUGGAGAGAGGCUACACCGUUAGAGGAACCGUGCGGAACCCAGCUGAUCCCAAGAACAACCACCUCAGAGAGCUCGAUGGAGCCAAAGAAAGACUCACUCUUCACAGUGCUGAUCUUCUCGACUACGAAGCUCUUUGUGCCGCAAUAGAUGGCUGCGAUGGCGUUUUCCACACCGCUUCUCCGAUGACCGAUGACCCCGAGACAAUGUUGGAACCGGCGGUGAACGGAGCCAAGUUCGUGAUCGACGCGGCGGCUAAAGCCAAGGUGAAGCGUGUGGUGUUCACGUCAUCUAUCGGUGCUGUUUACAUGAACCCUAACCGUGACCCUCAAACCAUAGUCAACGAAGAUUGUUGGAGUGAUCUUGAUUUCUGCAAAAACACAAAGAAUUGGUAUUGCUAUGGGAAGAUGGUGGCGGAACAAUCAGCAUGGGAGACGGCGAAGGCUAAAGGUGUGGACUUGGUGGUGCUAAACCCGGUUCUAGUUCUUGGACCACCGCUCCAGUCAGCGGUCAACGCUAGCCUAGUCCAUAUUCUCAAGUAUCUCACCGGCUCAGCCAAGACCUAUGCUAACCUUACUCAGGUCUACGUGGACGUCCGUGAUGUGGCACUAGGCCAUGUUAUGGUCUACGAAUCAUCCUCUGCCUCAGGCCGUUACAUCCUCGCCGAGACCGCGCUUCACCGCGGCGAGGUUGUCGAGAUUCUUGCUAAAUUCUUCCCGGAGUAUCCACUUCCCACCAAGUGUUCGGACGAUAAGAAUCCAAGGGCAAAGCCAUACAAGUUCACUACUCAGAAGAUAAAAGACUUAGGGUUGGAGUUUACACCCAUCAAGCAAUCUCUCUACGAUUCUGUCAAGAGCUUGCAAGAGAAAGGUCAUCUUCCUCUUCCUCAAUAUUCCAACCAAGACAACGUCACAAUCGAAUCCUAGAACACGAUACGACCAUCAUCUCUGAUCAUACCCACAUAAAAUACGUUUGAUUUUACUAAGUUAUAUUUGUUUAAUCUUGAAGCAUAUAUACAAUUAUAUAUAGCUGAAUGCCCUCUUCUUUUCGUAAUUUAGAAUGUCACUCGUAUGUAUAAUGUAUGAUAUGAUAGUGGAAACAAUGAUUUUAUUAUCCGAUGUCA